Mercurialis annua (annual mercury) is the source of this 4209-nucleotide messenger RNA. RefSeq lists its product as uncharacterized. The transcript has 12 exons. Lineage: Eukaryota; Viridiplantae; Streptophyta; Magnoliopsida; Malpighiales; Euphorbiaceae. The record is from RefSeq and is a predicted model, not a curated record. Bases 174 to 3998 code for a protein of 1274 amino acids.
CCCUCCAAAUCCAAAAUAUUCCAACUUUUAGACCAUCUUCGUCUUCUCCUUCCUUCCCCAAUUCAAUUCCUUUUCACCUCCUCCAUACUCCACUCUACAAACAAACUUAAUUACUAUUAAUUAAUAGAAAAAACUUGAUAAUUAAUCAUCCAAACUCGCCUCCACCACCGCCAAUGUACGGCGCCUCCUCCAAGCUCGGCGGCCGUGGAGGCGGCGGCCGAGGAGGCGGACGUCUCUCCUCCUUCCCUCCACCGCCACCUCACCGAGCUUCCACACCAAAUAAAAACUCCCGCCUGUCCCUCGGCGGGAGCGGGUCCAAUCCUCGGAGCCGGAGCUCAGGCGGUCCCACAAGUACUUCCACGUCAGCCGUUGAGGAGUCAUUCUCACUAAUUCCGGGGAGAAACCCGCCGGCUUUCGCAAUGAUUAUAAGACUAGCGCCGGAUUUAGUUGAUGAGAUCAGAAAAGUUGAAGCUCAAGGUGCCUCUGCAAGAAUCAAAUUUGAUUCCAUGGGUAAUAAUAAUAUUGGAAAUGUUAUUGAUGUUGGUGGUAAGGAAUUCAGAUUUACUUGGUCGAAGGAUUCUGGUGACCUAUGUGAUAUUUAUGAAGAAUGUCAAAGAGGUGAAGAUGGAAAUGGUGCGCUUAUUGAAUCUGGGUCUGCGUGGCGUAAGGUUAAUGUGCAACGUAUACUAGAUGAAUCGACUAAGAACCAUGUAAAGAAGCUGUCGGAGGAAGCUGAACGCAAAAAUAAAUCACGCAAAGCUAUUGUGUUAGAUCAGGGGAACCCAUCUAUGAAGAAUCAACUAAAGCAAUUAGCGCUUGCCGAGUCGAAUCCAUGGAAAGCGCCCUUUAAGCGAAAAGAGCCUCCUUAUAAAAAGCAGAAAGUUGAACCUACACCAGUUCCCAAAUCUACAUUUAGAUCGGGAGUUCCGUCAACCACUAGUGUAAAGGGUAGACAUUCAAUGUCACCUCUGCCAUCUACACCUCAGCGAUCUAACACUCCAGCUUCUCCAUUUGGAAUUGGAAAUAUUAGCAAGAACAGUGUGACCACAGAAGAAGUGAUGCUAACCCAGAUGAAAAGUAAAGAGAAUGUCUCCAACUCAGAAAAAGAAAUCCAGAUUAAGGCCUCAAAUGCUGGACAGGAGACACCAGGGCGCAAAGGGAACUUUGGGACAAAGCCAAUGGAUUUGCAGAGCUUUUUGAUUGCUACUCUGAUUGAGAACCCUAAAGGGAUGAGCUUGAAGGCAUUAGAGAAAGCUGUUACGGAUAAAAUUCCGAAAUCUGCUAAAAAGAUAGAGCCCGUUAUUAAAAAGAUUGCAAUUUACCAAGCUCCGGGAAAAUAUUUAUUGAAACCAGGAGUGGACUUGGAAAGCUUCAAGAAACUUCCGUCUGAAAGUGGAAGUUCUCCUGAAGAUAACAAUCACCAGACAUUUGUUCCUGAAGACAACCACGAUGAUGGACCUGCUCUUGAAUCUAGAAUCAUUGAGAAAAGCCCUGCUGUCAGAUUUGAAGAACAUGCCCAAAUAAACUCUAAACUUGAAGAAGAGAAUGCAAUAGAAAAAAUUGAUGUCCAACGUAAUUCUCCUGAUUUAUUUGUUGAGAAAAAAAUCUCUGACAAUAGUGAGGAGCAGGCAGGCAGCUCUAGUGAAAGUGGAAGUGACAGUGAUAGUGAUACUGACAGCAGUGACAGCGGAAGUGAUAGUGGAAGCCGUAGUAGAAGCAGGAGCAGAAGUAAAAGUCCAGUAGGAAGUGGGAGUAGUAGCGACAGUGAAAGUGAUGCUUCUUCCAACAGUAAAGAGGGAUCUGAUGAGGAUGUGGAUAUUCUAUGUGAUGAUGACAAAGAACCCCAACUUAAGGUACAAGCUUGUGAGCCAGGUUUUUCUGCAUCACCGGAUCCCUGGAAGUCUGGGCGGAAUGGGACAGAUGAGAAACAAGAUGGUGAGGGAUCUGAUGCUGUUGACAUUGAUGGUCCUGGAUCUGCCGGUUUUGAUGUUGAGGGUCAUGAAUCCGGUGCUGUUGACAUUGAGAAGGAUUGGGCUAAUGAUGAAAAGGAGGUUGGUUUACCUUUGAAUGCUAGUUCGGUUCCCACCAUAGAAGGUGAUAAACAUGUGGAAGGAGCUCAAUCCAUUUUUUCUGUACAUGAUGCCAUACGAGAGCGCCAAAAUUUUAUAGGAACCCUGUUUGAUGAUAAUGAAAAUAUGACUACUGACAGCUUCAGGCAUGAAAAUUCUGACAGCUCUGAGAAGUUACCUAAAAGUAAGCCUAAAAGAGGCCCUGAUGUGAAGCACAUUGAUGAGAAAUCUGACCAUGCUAAGAGAUCAAAAGUUGAAAUUGUUGCUCAACUGCCGAUUUCUGAGGGUAGAGAUGCCCAGUUCUCUGAGAGUCCACAACAUAGAGACACUGUGGAAACAUUCAGGGACCCUGUUAUUCAAGUGAUGAAUAAAGGUGAUAAGGAAGGGAAUACAGAUUUUGGAUCACAGAAGGCCUAUAACCAGGCAUUUAAUGGAAAAGCUAAUUCAGAUUUUCAGCAACCUGGACGAACGUCUGCUGAUAAAAUUGCAUGGUCAAAAGCUUCUGAUUCUACUGGGAAAUCCAACCGCCCUGAGAGAUCAGGACAUGGUCAUAAAUUUGCUGAAAAGGAUUCUCAGAUGCAUGAAGAUUUCCCUUUUCAAAGAGAAAAGUCUUCUAGAGAGACUCCAAAUGAAGAUAAUUCUGCGAAGGAGAAAAAGUUGCCAAGAAACUCCAAGGAAGGCGGAGUUGGAGGCAGACAUUCAACCUCUUCUGAUUCCCACAGGAAACAGAGGAAGGCGGGUGUUAAAUUAAAGGACGAUGCACAAGUUACAAACUCACAUAUUGCAUCUUCACCUAAAAAUGGUAACAGAGUCAAUGUAGAAAAGUAUCCGCCUGUCAGUGGAAGAAGCCUCCAAAGAGAGCUUUCAGAACUGGAGUUGGGAGAAUUUCGUGAGCCAUUGCUCGAGGAAAAACCAGUUAAAAAACAGUUUGAUCGGAAGGGUUCUUUUAGACAGUCAGAUAACAAACCAACCACUUCAGAUAGCCGUAAUUCAGAUUUAAACAAGGCGAAUCCUGCUGGAAAGACAACACUAGACUCAGGAAAGCCAUCUCCAUCUAAUAUAGGUUAUGGGGUCAAAAGGACCCCUGAUUAUCAUAUUGAUGAUGUAACAAGGUUGCAGCAUAAGAUUGUACAGUCUCAUCCACAACAUCUUUCAAGGAUUGAUAAUGCUGAAAUUGGGGUCAAGAGGACCCCUGAUUGUCAUAUUGAAGAUGUAACAAGAUCGCAGCAUAAGAGUGUACAGUCUCAUCCGCAACAUCUUUCAAGGGUUGAUAAUGCUGAAGUUGGACCUCACUUAAGCAAGUUGGCAGCAAAUGGUAGAUUAAGACAGAAUGAAGCAGGGUCAAAACUAGGACAUAGUAUAGAAGGCUAUGGAGAAAGCCAUAGAAGAGGCCCUAGCAAUGCACAGCUGCUGCAUGCCUCUAAACGUGGACUGCUUUCCAACUCAACAAAGGAAAGUAAAACACAAUCUAUUAAUCCAAUGCCUGACCUGAUAGAUAAUAGAAAGGAUAUAAUGCUGGCUGAGGUAAAUAAUAAUCCUCGAAAGAGGAGGGAAUCUUCCUCUGAGGAAGAUGGCUCUUAUUUGAAGUAUGAAAAGGAUGUACCUGAGCUCAAGGGACCAAUUAAGGAUGCUUCUCAGUAUGAAGAGUAUGUGCAGGAAUACCGUGAUAAGUAUGACAGCUACUGCUCCUUGGACAAGAGUCUAGAAACCUACAGGAAUGAUUUCCUAAAACUGGGAAAGGACCUUGAAUUUACUAAAGGCAGGGAUAUAGAUAGACAUCAAAAGAUUUUAAUGCAGUUAAUGGAAUCUUAUCGUCAGUGUGGAGCGAGACACAAACGGUUGAAAAAGAUAUUUGUUGUACUUCAUGAAGAAUUAGAGAACCUGAAGCAAAAGAUGAAAGAAUUUGCCAUCACUUCUACAAAAGAUUGAAUUUCAUUUCAGACAAAUCUUUCAUCUGCAAAACCUAACCUCUGUACACCAACACCCUGGCCAAUGUAAUAGGGUGAUACAUCAAAAUAGAAAAUUUCUAGUGAAAAUAUAUAAUUUGUGAGAAAUAUAAUCCUGUACAUAUAAAUUCCAUUAAUGUAUGAAUUAUGUACAUUUUUGCAGCAUUAGAUCAAUUCUUUUUUAGGAGCAGAAA